Planococcus citri (citrus mealybug) is the source of this 1340-nucleotide messenger RNA. RefSeq names its product galactose-3-O-sulfotransferase 3-like. The coding region runs from base 132 to 1325 and encodes 397 amino acids. NCBI's taxonomy places the organism in Eukaryota, Metazoa, Arthropoda, Insecta, Hemiptera, Pseudococcidae. The record is from RefSeq and is a predicted model, not a curated record. The transcript is spliced from 2 exons. Gene Ontology annotation, molecular function: galactosylceramide sulfotransferase activity. Gene Ontology annotation, biological process: glycolipid biosynthetic process. Gene Ontology annotation, cellular component: membrane.
ACGUAGGUAUACCGAUUGAUCAUGAUUCAUGUAAUAAGGGACAUAGAUAUUCAACUUCGAUAUAGUCGUGAGCAUUACUGCUUUACUGAAAUUGAAACUGUCCCUGUCCGUCAACUUCUUCAGAAAGUACGAUGUGCUCGCGUAUUUUACGUUGUAUUUUAAUUUCGGUGUUGAUUUCAACGGCAUUUUUCUCAAUAUUUUGGCUGGAUUUCACUCACGACCGUACAAAUUCCAAGCCAGUCAUACUCAACUCUUCCAGAGACCCAGUCGUCAUCGCCUCACCACCUGCAGAUUACAACUGCUGCAAACCUUUAAACAUCACCCUGCGCAAACACAUCUACUUCGUCAAAACCCACAAAACCGGAAGCACGACAGUACAAAACAUCAUUCUACGUUUCGCUCUAAACCAUUCUCUCGACAUAAUGAACACCAUUUACUUCCUAUACUACCAACCAUUCUCAGACCAAUCAAUCUACCCCUUCUUGAGAACACCCAACAACAAAUACCACGUGUUAGCCAGCCACGUCAGAUACACCUCCGAACUCAGAUGGUACCAAUACCCAAACACACCUAUGGUGACAAUAAUGCGCCACCCAGCCAAAUUAUUCCCAUCAUUGUACAACUAUUUCCACAUGAACGAGACAACCGGAAUGACUUUCCAGCAAUUCAUGAAUGCUCCUGUGAAACCUGCCUUUGUAACCUCGUCCAUGAAUAUGUUAGUGUAUCGAGGAUACAAUCAAAUGAGCUACGAUUUAGGUUUCGAUUUAAUCACAAGUGGCCGGAAUCAAACCACUAUUAACGAAUUUAUCGAGAAAAUAGACAGAGAAUUCGAUUUCGUCAUGAUAAUGGAGCAUAUGGAAGCAUCUCUGGUAUUACUAGCUAAUCUAAUGGGAUGGCCUUUGGAAUACGUGGCUCAUUUGAAAAUGAACGUCAGUCCUGCAGACUCGUCGAAUACGUACAAAUUGAGCUUCAAAGAUGAGUUAACAUUGCUCCAUCUAAACCACGUGGAUAGCUUGUUGUAUCAUCAUUUUUUGAAUAAAUUCCGCGCCUGUGUCAGGAAAUAUGGCGAGGUUAAAAUGCAACGAAAAAUCAUUCAGCUCAGGAAACUGAAUCAGAAACUGAAACACAGAUGUGUAGCGGGAGAACGUGUAGGAGGUUUGAAUUUUGGUUAUUUUCAAGCCAUAGAGUACGUACCAAAAAACACUUCGGAUUUGGAAUGCGUUUACGCGACCAGUAUGGAAAUCCCUUUUGAAAUCAUCGUUAUGGAAGAACAAUUCAAAAAAUUACACAAUCCUCGAAAUAAAAAUCAAUAUUACAAAACGUAAUUUCAAUUUUAUUAU